UACCACAAGCACUGUGGAGGUGUAAUCACACAAGGGAGACGCUCUCUGCAAGACCUGAGAAAAAGAAGUUGACGCUGCUGUCUGGCACAACGUGUGUAUUUUUCUCUAAAAGUCAAGAUGCCAGAAACAGCUGAGGCUGUGUCAGCCACUCUCACCACCAACAGAAACUGCACUAUAGAAAUAACCAAUGUCAGCGGUAGCUACUGCCUCAUUAACCCCAAGGUGUACAUGAAAAGUGGCUUCUGUCAACACCCGCCCCAGCCCACGAUUCGUACCACCAAGACGGAAGUGUGCUCCUUCACCAAGGAUGACAACACUGCCACGGGUGCCGUCGGCGUUCUAACCUACGAUUUGUUCCAUAUGCAGAGCCGCGUUUGCUCCGAGCGCGUGGCUAUCAUGUUCUCUGUGCCUUUUGACCACAACCUGUAUAAGAACCAGCUGGCCAUAGGUGUGUUUGAGCAAUCCCGUGCUUGUGACAAACAGCUGUAUGACCAGAUGUAUGAUGGGAAGGAUCUCAGCAACUUCACCCGCUCUGAAGCAAAUGGCUGUGGGCUGGAGUACAAGGCAAGAUAUGUUGAUCUGAGGGCCACAAUGUCUACAGUUGGAAAAGCCAUGGUUAAACUGGAGCUCUAUGAUAAAAUGGGUCAUUAGUGUGAAGUCUACUGGUGUUCUGCUUUUCUGUGUUUUCUUGUUUUUGUAGUCGCAGAAAAAUAAACUUCAUUUGAUUUGACGACUCUUGUCAUCCUAAAAAAAAAACAUUUAGGAGAAGAGGAAGACUGAUUUUGCUGUCAUCUGUAUUUUGUGUCUGCUGAAAGAUAUCAAUAUCUGACAGCCACCUCAUUGAUUCUCCAUUAGCUUAGCUCUUGGGCUCAUGUACACUGAAUACUCUAUUUUCGUUUAUUAUGGUAAUAAAGCAUUCAGACCCAA
Molecule: messenger RNA, 927 nt
Organism: Oreochromis niloticus (Nile tilapia)
Lineage: Eukaryota; Metazoa; Chordata; Actinopteri; Cichliformes; Cichlidae
Product: bryoporin
Exons: 3
Coding region: 118-651 (177 amino acids)
Biological process (GO): monoatomic cation transport; pore complex assembly; cytolysis in another organism
Cellular component (GO): pore complex
Molecular function (GO): channel activity
Source: RefSeq, a predicted model, not a curated record